Molecule: messenger RNA, 1672 nt
Organism: Anoplopoma fimbria (sablefish)
Lineage: Eukaryota; Metazoa; Chordata; Actinopteri; Perciformes; Anoplopomatidae
Product: Fc receptor-like protein 5
Exons: 13
Coding region: 98-1612 (504 amino acids)
Source: RefSeq, a predicted model, not a curated record
GCCCCAACCCCCUCUUUCAAAACCGUCAAAACUCCUGCAUUACAUGGCAUAAUUCAUAUUUGGAGUAUAUAGUUGUAAUAAAGACUGCUCUUCAAGAAUGUUUGCUUCCCUCUUUGUGGUCAUACUGGGGUUGUGCUUCUGUAGCAAGCAGAGCAGCCAGUCGGUUCUGGGGCGUCCAGAACUUAGGGGCCCUUCGGAAGUUUUGGUGAGAGAAGUUGUAGAAUUUCAGUGUGAACUGAAAAUCUACCCAGAGAAUGAAACAAUCCUGCUGCAGUUAUUUAAGGAGGGUAACCGUGACAAGUUGUUGGGCGAAUACUCCUCCCUGAACGGGGAGGUUGCAAUCAUGCCCGUGGUAAUCAAACCAUUCCAUGAGGGCAACCUGGAGUGUGUGGCCAAGGCUCAGAACAACUCUAAGAUAGAGCCCACUGUCAGCUACACACACUACCUGAAGGUUGUUGAGCCAGUGAAGGGUGCAGAGGUGGUCUUUCAAUCAGAUUCAGUGGACCUCUUUGAGGGGCAGACACUGGAGCUACACUGUCAACUCACUGCUGGAAAUCAUGUCUCUUACAAGUGGCUGCUGAACGGUCAACUCGUCCCUCAGUCACCUCGCCACUAUGCCGCAAAUGGCAAUCUCUUCGUCUACAGCACUACUUCUCAAGACAGCGGAUCCUAUAUGUGCGUCGCCACCAACCACUUCAACAAAACAAACAUCUUCACCUCCAAUAGCUCUGACGUGAUCACAGUCAAAGACCUGGUGUCAAUCCCUAACAUCUCCCUCACCGUGAUAAAGGUAACAUCUCCCCUCACCGAUUCCGACAACUAUUCUGCCGAGGUCACCUGUCAGUCUUCAAAAGGGACUCCGCCUAUCAUCUUUUCACUGUACAACGGGACAGAAUUGUUUGCCAAUGUAAGAGCUGAAGAGAGAACCACAACAUUUAAGGUUCCACUGGUCUUGGGCCAGCACUUGGGUUGGCUCCAGUGCCAGGCAGAGAAUGGAGACCGGAUCGAAUUCAGUCAAAGGAUUCCCCUCGAAGUUGUCCCGGUUGGUGGGCCUGUGAUGAUGCAUUACGACUAUGACAUUGGAGAAAACUACGCCGUGAUCGGCCUGAGGUUCUACUGCGAGGCGGCCAAGGGAUCUCUCCCUCGGUACCAGUGGUUCCUCAACAAAACCCUCCUACAUGACAGAGGAAGCUUUUACUACGUGGUCAACAAGCCUCCGGAACAGUCCAUACUCCUGCUGUCUGUAGGGAGGAGCAGCGCUGGAACGUACCACUGUGAAGUGUCAGACAGCUUUGACAACAUCACCGCCAUAACCAGCAACCGGCUGUAUUUGGAUAAAGAAGUUCUGAAUCGUCUCCCCAACUUGGUGGUGGCAGUUGUCUUUGGGUGCUUUACAUUCCUGGUUGUCCUGGUCUCUAUUUGUUGCUGUGUUGGAGCAAUAUUCAGGCGAAGGCAGUAUGGAGAGAAGUCUAUGUUGAGCCUGGAGAUGAAGGGAAUAUCUGCAUAUAAGGGCGAGCUGGAUUUGUCAGAGUACAACGAAGAUGCUGAAAUUGUGAAUAUGGCCAGAGGUGAUGCAUUUGAUCAGGCAUCUCAAGUCUCUUCUGAUGAAUGAAUUGUGCAAGAGAAGAAGACUCUGGAGGAUGAACCAUCUGAGCGACUCUGAGCUUUCAAA